ACAUCUAAUUCUGAGAGAGUUUUGAAUUCUGUUGUAUCCUGAAGAAUUUUAAAUCCUUAAGGAAAGUGAGAUCGCGCCUCAGAACAAUUUUUUUAUUCUUCUGUUAUUUAAUAUUUCUUAACAAUCUUAAGGAUUUAAAAUUCCUUAUGGAUCUUCCUAUAAAUGCCAACAUCAAGUUGCUGAAUCCAGAUGCCGUCAGAUUGGAUAGGUUCGAUGGCACCAACUACAUGCGUUGGAAGGAUAAGAUGACUUUUCUACUAACAACAUUGAAGGUGUCAUAUGUUCUUGAUCCAAAACUGCAACCUAUCCAAGCACCGAAGGAAAAUGAUUCUGAAGCAGUGAAGAAUGCAAGAUUGAAGCGUGAAGAAGAUGAACUCAUAUGUUGUGGAAACAUUCUAAAUUCCCUCACUGAUAGACUUUAUGAUUUGUAUCGCAACAUGUAUUCUCCUCAAGAAAUCUGGAUUGCUUUGGAAAAGAAAUACAAGCAUGAAAAGAAAGGUACGGACAAGUUUCUUGCACUUAAAUAUUUUGAGUUUGAAAUGAAAGAUGACAUUUCCAUCAUGGAUCAAGUGCAUGAAUUACAAAUUUUGGUAUCAAGAAUGUCAGAGUUAGAGAUAAAGAUUCCAGAUGCACUUCAAGUAGGGGCAGUACUUUCAAAACUUCCUCCAUCUUGGAAUGAUUAUAGAAAAAAGGUUCUGCAUUCAGAUGAAAUUCUGACUAUGGAACAGUUUCAAACACAUCUCCAGAUUGAGGCAGAAAAUCGUUCAAGAGAUGCAAUAUUGGCACCCUUGAAAGUUAAUUAUGUGAGUCAAAAUUCUGCCAAGCCUUUCCAGAAUAAACUCAAGCCUCUUAAGAAAAACAGUGCUUUCAAGAAAGUUUCUUUCAAGAAAAGUCAGCCCUGUUACCAUUGUGGUAAGAAAGGUCACUUCAUUAAAGAUUGCAAAUUCAGGAAUAAUGCAAGGAACUUCGGUUCUGGCACCAGUGCAGAAACAAGCAACAAGGCAAAUUUGAUUGAGCAUGAAUUGGUUGCUAUGGUUUCUGAUAUGCAAGUCGGGAUGGUGACUGAAUUGAACAUGGCAAAUCCAACCAAGUCUAUGGAUUGGUGGCUGGAUUCUGGUGCAACAGUUCAUGUGUGCAAUAACAAAGCACAAUUCAAGUUUUAUGAAGAUUUGAAGGAACCAGAAGAAGUGCUUAUGGGAAACAAUGUCACUGCAAAAGUUCUAGGCAAAGGCACAGUGGAAUUAAGAUAUACAUAUGUGUAUCUUAUGAGAACAAAAGAUGAGGCUUUUGACAAGUUUAAAGAGUAUAAAUCUGUUGUGGAAAAUCAGAAAGACAAGAGAAUUAAAGCUCUUCAUAGUGAUAGGGGUGAUUAUCUAGUGGUCUUAGAAGGAAACACUGAUGCAAGUUGGAUCACUAGUAAGAGUGAUAACAAAUCUACUUCGGGUUGGAUCUUUACACUUGGAGGAGGUGCAAUCAGUUGGGCAUCAAAGAAACAAACAUGCAUCUCACAUUCUACAAUGGAAUAUGAGUUUAUUGCUUUAGCAGCAGUAGGCAAGGAAGCAGAAUGGUUGAGAAAUUUAUUGCUUGAUAUAAAGUUGUGGCCACAACCUAUGCCAGCCAUUUCCUUGCACUGUGAUAGUGAGGCUACAAUGUCUAGAGCAUAUAGCAAUAUUUAUAAUGGGAAAUCUAGACAUAUUAGUCUCAAACAUACUUAUAUUCGAGAGUUGAUCACUAGUGGAGUUAUAACAAUAAUCUAUGAGGAGGUUCUUAACUUCACUUGUGAUGCAUACCAUGCUAAGACUGGAACUUUGUCUGUACCUCAAUCACUUCAAAUGAAGAAAGACAUAUCAAACCGCCAUGAAGUUUCCAAAAUGAAGGCUCCAAAAUGAAGGCAUACCGUCCCAAAAACAGUGAAGCCUCAGUUGUGCAUUGUUUGAGAAGUCAUCUUUGAGAACCAAAGAGAAUGUUGAUUUUGUACACACAAACACAGGAAUUUUGAAGGUGGCGGGAAUGGAUGCAUUUCUAUGCAUUUUCUUCAUUUUGUGUAAUAAAAACUUUCUAGUCCUCUAUUACUCUCUCUCUGUUUUUUUUCCUUUUUUGGUAUGGUAGGAGAGUGGAGAAGCUACUCCUAUUAGAGCCAGGUUUCGAUCCUAAGACCUCUGGGUUACGGACCCACCACGCUUUCGUUCCGGUACUUUGAUGAUUGUAACCUUUAACUCAAUCUUUCAGUUUAAUACUUGGAAAAUAAAAGAAAGAAUUAAUU
Rubroshorea leprosula is the source of this 2263-nucleotide messenger RNA. The record is from the annotation of a GenBank genome assembly. NCBI's taxonomy places the organism in Eukaryota, Viridiplantae, Streptophyta, Magnoliopsida, Malvales, Dipterocarpaceae.